Molecule: messenger RNA, 3295 nt
Organism: Dimorphilus gyrociliatus
Lineage: Eukaryota; Metazoa; Annelida; Polychaeta; Dinophilidae
Source: the annotation of a GenBank genome assembly
UAUGGAUACCGUAGAACUCUCCUCUAGACCAAUUGACGGAGCCUACAGAGAUCCGCAAUUUUGCGGUGCCUAUUAUCAAUGUAUCGAUGGUAAAGCUUAUCCACAGAACUGUCCUCUCGGUCUUUUCUUUAGAUUUACAACGUUAGAUUGUACAAUUAUAACUUGUGUUAAGCCUGAAUAUACUGAUUGUCCAACGUCUUAUAAUGAGGUGUUUCAUAAAGAACCUCAACAAUGCGAACCAAACCAGAAAGAUUUUUCAACUCCUUGUUUUACAAAAACGGACGAAUGUGCACCAAAUCUUAAUGCAACAGUUCCGAGUUUAAUCGAUUGUAGAAUCUAUUAUCAUUGCGACAAUGGAGUAUCUUGGCCCCAACAAUGUCCUCCCGGUUUCUUUUUUAACCCUGUAGUUAAUCCAAGAACGUGUACCAUAAAGCUUUGUGUUCGAGCGGAAGAUGCGAACUGUCCAAGACCAGGAGGUUGGUCUGAAUGGUCACCUUGGAGCGAUUGUGAACCGAGUUGUGGAGGUGAUGGAAUACGAACUCGAACAAGAAACUGUAAUAAUCCUCCACCAAUAAACGGCGGUGCCGAAUGUCCGGGUGUACCAAUUGAAGUGGAAGGUUGUCGAACACCCGAUUGUGGAAUUUACAGAGUACCAGCAUUUAUGGUAUCUUUACAGACGAGCACAAUUCUUUCUCAGGGGAGAGUUAAAUGGAGUUCGAUUGAUGUUAAUCAAGAUGAUUUAUUUAAUUUUGCAGACAAUUCAUUAAAUAUCAAAAAGUCUGGUUUAUAUUAUUUUUCUAUAACUGCUACUAUAGGAGGAAAUAGUGGAACUUCUCUUUCCCUUGAGAAUUUGGGUAAAAGAAUGGGUUUAAAGAGAGAAAGAAAUGAGAAAAGUUUUGAUCUGAUAACUAGAAAUUGUCUAUUCAAUUUGAACAGUUUAUUUCGACCAUACGUUCACCAAGGACUGCCUUCUUCAUUCUUGGCAGGUGAUAAUUUUGGAAAGGAUACUUCCUGGUUAGGAUUUGAAUAUUCAUCUAAUAAUUAUUUAUUCGCUGGCUCCGAAUUGAGCACUUUUGAUGAACGCUAUCUUGCUCUCGACUCUAUUAUAAAUAUGAGAAAUUUUAUGGCUGUUAACUCGAAUAGAAGGUUUAUUAGUCGAGAAGGUGGAGUCUAUUUUAUUAACUUUGGCAUUGGACCUUUUUCAGCAGAAAAUGUAAAUGUUUCCAUUUUCAUAAAUUCAGCAAAUAAUCCAUAUGAAAGAAUAAGACGUAACAGUAAACACAUUGAUAGUUCCGAUCAAUUAUCUCGUAGUUUCAUUCGUUUGAUUGACGAUGAUACGAGCUUUGAGUAUUUUAUUGAAGGAGGACAUAACUCAUCUGAAGGUUUUCCUACUUAUUUGUUAGCAUAUAAAUUGAAUGAUAGUUUACCUAUUCUAUUUGUCUGGCAAAUCUUCUUUACAACGCUCUUUUCACCUUCAAGUUCAUUCAAUUGUCCUGUUGACAACAACUUCAGACCAAUUGACGGAGCCUACAGAGAUCCGCAAUUUUGCGGUGCCUAUUAUCAAUGUAUCAAUGGUAAAGCUUAUCCACAGAACUGUCCUCUUGGUCUUUUCUUUAGAUUUACAACGUUAGAUUGUACAAUUAUAACUUGUGUUGCACCUGAAUAUGCUGAUUGUCCAACGUCCAAUAAUGAGGUGUUCCAUAAAGAACCUCAACAAUGCGAACCAAACCAGAAAGAUUUUUCAACUCCUUGUUUUACAAAAACGGACGAAUGUGCACCAAAUCUUAAUGCAACAGUUCCGAGUUUAAUCGAUUGUAGAAUCUAUUAUCAUUGCGAAAAUGGGGUAUCUUGGCCCCAACAAUGUCCUCCCGGUUUCUUUUUUAGCCCUGUAGUUAAUCCAAGAACGUGUACCGUAAAGCUUUGUGUUCGAGCGGAAGAUGCGAACUGUCCAAGACCAGGAGGUUGGUCUGAAUGGUCACCUUGGGGUGAAUGUGAACCGAGUUGUGGAGGUGAUGGAAUACGAACUCGAACAAGAAACUGUAAUAAUCCUCCACCAAUAAACGGCGGUGCCGAAUGUCCGGGUGUACCAAUUGAAGUGGAAGGUUGUCGAACACCCGAUUGUGGAUAUUACAGAGAACCAGCAUUUAUGGUAUCUUUACAAAGGACUACUUCAUUCAAUAUAGAAAAAGUCAGAUGGAGCUCGAUUGAUAUAAAUCAAGAUGAUUUAUUUAGUUCUGGAGACAAUUCAUUAAAUAUAAAAAAGUCUGGUUUAUAUUAUAUGUCUAUGACUGCUACUGUUGCAUUUAACAGCGGUAUUCGACUUGCUCUAGAAAAUGCUGGCAGAACAAUUGGCCUAACGAGAGAACGGCUAACAUCUUCUUUUGAUUUAACAACCAGAAGUGGCUUAUUUACUCUGAGUAGCCUAUAUCGACCACAUAUCUAUCAAAGAUUAAGCAGCGCAAAUUUAGUUGGAGAUGAUACUGGAAAAGAUACUUCGUGGCUCGGUUUCAGAUAUUCGUCUGACAAUUAUAUCUAUGCUGCUAUUAGUUCAAGUGGUAGACAUGACGGUAUUCUUAAUAUGACUUCUAUUGGCAGUAUUAGAGGCUUUCAAAUUUCUAAUGGGUAUAGUACAUUCACGGCAGGUGCAACUGGAUAUUAUUUUGUUAGCUUUGGUGUUGGUACCAGUAGUAAUUCUGCUGUAAAUGCUUCGAUUUUGAUAGACUCUGUUAGCACUGCAAGUGAACAGAUAGUUCGUAAUUAUCCUCAUAGAAAUGACAACACUCAACUAUCGCGAAGUUUUAUUUGUCAAUUUGAGAGUGGUUAUAGGACUUUUGAAUAUUUCUUACAGGGAUAUCAAGACUAUUCUUAUGAUUCUACUUAUCUUUCUGCUUUUAGAUUGAACGAAAGCUCACCUAUUUUAUAUGUGACUCAAGGUCCUGGUGUUCAUUCACCUUGCGGCAGUCAAACUUAUAGAAUGAACUUUAAUAGAAUUCUACACGAUACAACAUAUUCAUGGAACUCUUCCGAUGUGUAUAUAGCCCCGAAAGAUGGUACUUAUUAUGUUGAUCUUAACAUCGCUGUUCAGAGAUACAGCAUUGCAGAGGUUUCUGUUCGUGUCAAUCAAGUUGAAAUGUUUAGGUUAUAUAGAAGAAGAUCAGAGAGUGCCGGGUCUGAUUUAAUAUCAAAAGCAGGCUUGGUUAGAAUGAAUGCAGGAGACAAUCUACAUGUAGAUUACACAGGUUGUAUAGCUAAUAAUGAAGUAUACUCGUCAAUGUCAUUAUUUUUAAUAGUUUAA